AUGUCGAGGGACAAGACCGUGUCUAUCUCCAUUCUCGGCAACGCCCACCCCGACAAGGCCAUUCCUAUGGGCCGCGGUUGUUUGGGCUCCCACACGGCGGCCACGAAAGAGCGACUCGUGUUCUGCCUCGACCGCGCGGCGCCUCGACACGCGCCUUUGCCCGAGGACUGCGAGCCCGAAGCCCGAGAUGAUGGGCGGGCGUGGCUGCCUCUCACGGCCCAGCAAGCCGCGGUCUACGGGUGGGAUCGCUUUAAGGACGACCCCGCAGCGGCGAUUCGCGCUGGGCUCCAGGUCGACGAUCGCUCUCAGCCUGCGCCGUGCGAGGGCGGCCUCGUCAUCCAGGGGCCUCCCGGCGGCUGCGUCGUCUCGUUCCCUGACGGCCGCCAGAGUCGAUUGCGGUACUUGUGCCGUCCAGACGGCGGGCUCGUCGCCGCCGAGUACUGCGUCUCCUCGCGUUGGAAUCUGCCUGACCCCGCGGACCGCAUCAGGGCGGCGGCUCGGCGCAUUGCUGAACUAUUCAAUGAUAAGCCGCGCGCCGUGCUCGAGUUCGAGGGCCGCGCCAAAUUCGCGGGCCCCCUGGCUGUCCUGGAGUACGGCGGGGGCGCCCCUCUGCCCGAGGGCCGCGACGUCGUGCUGAUCACGGAGGACCGCGUGGAGACGGCGUGGCGCUUGGUGAACACAAGCCUCCUCCUUCGGGAGGCCUGGCGCGCGGCGCCCCCCGUUGAGGAUGACUUGGCCGCGCCCGGUCUCGGCCUCGCGGAUGCUAUCCGCGGCGACUACCAGCCUGGCCUGUACGCGACUGCGCUGCCGACGCAGCUUCUGCCAUUCCCCGCGCCCGAGCUCGCGGGCGGCGCCGGCGGCAGCCCCGCCGAUCCUCUCCCCCCGGCAGACGACGAGGAGGAUGGGGCAGAAUUGGCUUCGCGCGGCGACGGCGCAGGGGGGGGCCCCCGCGGCGCGCCGCCGGGGCGCGCUGGAAGCGAGGGCUCGCAGCCUGCGGAGAGCCCGCGCUCGCCGAGGCCGGAGGGGGAGGAGGGGGGGCAGGAGGCCGCCCUCGCCGACCUCGCGAGAGCCCGCGCCGAGGGCGAGGGGCAGCCGCCCCAGCAGCAGCAGCGCCAGGCGCCCCCUCUGGCGGCCGCUGCCUCCCCGCCCGCGGCCGCUGCCAGCGCCCCCGCGCCGGGCACUGGAGAGGAGACGGCGCCUUCGCCGCUCGCGGCCCCGCUCUGCUGGGGGGGCGUGGACACGGAGGCGAACUUCGACAAGGUGGGGCUGGGCCCUAACAGUGGCAUGAUAUUUUCCGUUGACCCCGGCGCGACGACUCCCUUCUUGGACAGGGCCUUCGUCCGCCAGUGCUUGCUUUCUGGCGCCGCUCGGGCCAAGUUGGGAAGCCUGGUGGGCAACUAUUCUGUGGCCAGCUGCGACCCGGGCGAGGGCGCGGAGAACGCUGCCCGCAAGCGCAAGAAGCGC
Molecule: messenger RNA, 1464 nt
Organism: Prorocentrum cordatum
Lineage: Eukaryota; Dinophyceae; Prorocentrales; Prorocentraceae
Source: the annotation of a GenBank genome assembly